Molecule: messenger RNA, 1247 nt
Organism: Sycon ciliatum
Lineage: Eukaryota; Metazoa; Porifera; Calcarea; Leucosolenida; Sycettidae
Product: succinate--CoA ligase [ADP-forming] subunit alpha-like
Exons: 12
Coding region: 112-1104 (330 amino acids)
Biological process (GO): tricarboxylic acid cycle
Cellular component (GO): succinate-CoA ligase complex (ADP-forming); mitochondrion
Molecular function (GO): succinate-CoA ligase (ADP-forming) activity; succinate-CoA ligase (GDP-forming) activity
Source: RefSeq, a predicted model, not a curated record
AGUUUUUUUGGCUUUCCGUUUUGUUUCUUCCAAGCUUGCCUUUCCAUAUUUUGGGGAGUGAGGUCAGCAAUCAGUUUUUUUUAGAAACAUUGGAGUUUGUCAGCUGACGGAAUGGCGGCGGUUACUGGCUUAGCUCGAUCUCUUCGCCCGGCAUGCCGCCGGUACAGCGGUGUUUUCGCCCGUCAGGCUUCGUCUUAUGAGGACACCAGGGGGAAUCUUGGAAUUAAUUCCCAGACCAAAGUGAUAUGCCAGGGAUUCACAGGAAAGCAGGGAACUAUCCACAGCGAGCAGUCCAUUGCCUAUGGCACACGGAUGGUCGGUGGUGUCUCACCGAAGAAGGCCGGUUCGACACAUCUUGACCUGCCUGUCUUUGCUUCAGUCCAAGAGGCCAAGGCAGCCACUGGAGCUGAUGCAUCUGUGAUUUACGUUCCACCGCCGUUUGCCGCUGCCGCUAUUCUUGAAGCCAUUGAGGCCGAGAUUGGCUUGGCCGUGUGCAUUACUGAGGGUAUCCCCCAGCAAGACAUGGUCAAAGUAAAGCAUGCACUCGUGCGUCAGAACAAGACCAGACUGAUUGGACCAAACUGCCCUGGUAUUAUCAAGCCUGAGCAAUGCAAGCUUGGUAUCAUGCCUGGUCACAUCCACAAGUACGGAUCAGUCGGUAUUGUGUCAAGAUCUGGUACUCUAACGUAUGAAGCCGUGGACCAGACAACAAAGGCUGGCCUCGGACAGACACUAUGUGUUGGAAUCGGUGGUGAUCCAUUCAACGGUACUAACUUCGUUGACUGCCUGGACAUCUUCCUCAGGUGUAAUGAGACCAAGGGUAUUGUUCUGAUCGGUGAGAUUGGAGGCAGCAUGGAAGAAGAAGCUGCUGAGUACCUGAGAGAGCACAAUUCCGGUCCCAACAAGAAACCCAUUGUGUCAUUCAUUGCUGGUCUUACUGCUCCGCCUGGUCGUCGCAUGGGUCACGCUGGUGCCAUCAUCUCUGGUGGCAAGGGAGGUGCAGAGGCUAAGAUUGAGUCAUUGGAAUCGGUUGGUGUGACAGUUGUGCGCUCACCCGCCGUAAUUGGUCAGACCAUGAAGGAGCUGUUGAACUAUGGAUCAUGAAGUCACCCCCACCUUUUUAUUACCUCUCGCCUCACAUCGUAUUUCUUUUAGAUUUUCCUUAAAAAAAUUAAUAAUAAUCGUGCUGUUUCCUAUACGCAUGUUUCAAUAUCCGUGAGAAACCAGCGCUAGUUCCACUCUGUAAA